AUGGGGAGGGGUCCAGAGGAUAGGACGGGAGGCAAGGAUAGUAAGGGGAGAAAGGGAGCUUGUAGGUUGAGGAUCAGGUCAUGGAAUAUAGGAACGUUGACGGGUAAGUCUAUUGAGCUGGCGAAGAUUCUCCAGAAGCGAAAAGUAAAUAUAGCUUGUGUCCAUGAGACUAGGUGGGUAGGGUCGAAGGCAAGAAAUAUGGACGGGUAUAAGCUGUUGUACUCUGGAGUCGUGAGGGGUAAGAAUGGAGUGGGUAUCUUGGUGGAUAGGGAUCUUAGAGAGUCGGUGGUUGAGGUUAGGCAGGUGCAUGACAGACUAAUGUUUAUUAAGUUGGUGAUUGGUGAGUGCACCCUCAAUGUUGUUAGCGCUUACGCGCCGCAAGCGGGCUUGGAUGAGGAGGUUAAAAGGUGUUUCUAG
Nicotiana attenuata is the source of this 417-nucleotide messenger RNA. RefSeq lists its product as uncharacterized. NCBI's taxonomy places the organism in Eukaryota, Viridiplantae, Streptophyta, Magnoliopsida, Solanales, Solanaceae. The transcript has a single exon. The coding region runs from base 1 to 417 and encodes 138 amino acids. The record is from RefSeq and is a predicted model, not a curated record.